UAAACAGUUCAAACCAAACUUUUCCAAUUCGCAUGACCAGAAAUUCGAAGAAAGUUCAUCUAUUCUCAGUUCACCUCAAAUCCCAAAGCCAUUAUCUUUAACUUCUACUUAUGAUAAUGGGGUCUAAAAGAAAAUACAAAAACCUCGUUAAACAGUUAGAACUAAUCAUUAGGUAUGUUUUUUGGGAUUUUAAGGUUGUGGGUUCUGCUCCAUUUGGCUAAUGGAAGCUUAGGUUGCUGGGAGGGUGAAAGAAUUGCUCUAUUAAAACUGAAAGAUUCAUUCAACUAUCCAAAUGGGACAGCUCUUUCUUCUUGGGGUGAUAAAGAAGAAAAAGAUUGUUGUAAAUGGGAAAAAGUUUCAUGCAGUGAAUCAACAAAGAGGGUGACUAAACUUUUUCUUAACCGCACAAGACCAUUAGAGCUGCGGAGAAUUGUUGAUUUCUCAUUGGAAACCUCUCUAUUUCUUCCCUUUGAGGAGCUGCAGGAGUUAAGAUUGGAUUCUAAUGGAAUUACAGGCUUUAAUGGAGUGCAGAAGUUAAACAAAUUAAAGAUGUUGGAUCUGAGUUUUAAUCAGCUUACAGAAAUUCUAUCCCUCAGUGGCCUAGAAUCUUUAAAAAUUUGAGCUUUAGGUUCAAUUAUUUGAAAAAUUUGUCGACAUUACAAGAGUUGACGACAUCGAGGGGCCUGGAGAUGCUUGACUUGGGUUAUAAUGAUAUUUCUGGUGAGAUGCCUCUAUCUAUUGGGGCCUUGACUUCUUUAAAGAGCUUAUCGUUAAGAAACAUAAAGUAAAUGGCUCUUUUCCAGAGGAAGGUCUGCUCUCUUUGCUCUAGAUACUCAAUUUAGUUUACAUUGUUAUUCCAAUAUAUGAGCUCUGAAGAUUAUUUACAAUGGCCGGAUCUUUAACCAAUGAACAUGCAUCAUAAGUUGCAUUAGUUAUUCAUAUGUUUUUUCUUAAAAAAAAAUUGUAUCAGUGCUCUAACAGUGUGCGGUUAGAGGCGACUUGUUUGUCAAUUUUCUCCCGGGGCUGGGCUAUUAAAAUGGAUUUGCAGGAGAUAUUGGCGGAUAGUCAUGCAGUUAGGACUUCAAAAAUUUAUUUGUUUGAAUCUUAAAUUGGGUGAGAUUGGCAAACUAUAGGAGUUAUCUUUGUUCUUCAUGUUCAAGUUUUCCCAAUAAUAUAGAGGUGAAGCUAUCACUUGUCAUGCCCCCUACCUGCCUUUAUUUUUAUGAAGAAAGAUUUCUUUGCUCUCAUCUUUGUGGUCAAUGACCAUGCAAAUUUUCACCUUUCAGGUUUAUGUAAAUUGCGAAGCCUUCAAGAGUUGGAUAUUAGCCGAAACAGCCUCAAGGGAUCUAUUCCUCCAUGUAUCAGCAAUUUAACAUCCCUCCGUCUCCUCGAACUUUCUGAAAAUAACCUUGGAGGAACCAUUCCUUCUGAUCUCCUUAGGCUCAAGUCCCUCGAAUACCUUUCUCUUUCUUUGAACCAUUUUGAAGGGUCCAUCUCCUUGAGCUCAUUUGCUAACAACUCCAAUCUUGAGGUUCUCGAACUUGAUAGCCUUAACAAUGAGUUGCAUGUAGACACAGAAAAUACACCCUGGAAACCUCUAUUUCAGCUAAAAGUCCUAAGAUUAUCGAACUGCAAAAUCAAUGAGCCGACUAGAUCUAUUCCGAGCUUUCUUUUGACGCAGCGUGAAUUAAGAGUUGUUAACCUCAGUUACAAUGCUAUGGUUGGAGAAGUUCCCACUUGGUUACUGAAUAACAACACAAGAUUGGAGUUCCUUAGUCUUGCAGAAAACUCAUUCACGGGUCAAUUUGUGUUACCUGCUGAUUUUAAAAAUCUUGAUUUGUUUUGGCUUGAUAUGUGGAAGAAUGAUAUUCAAGGCCCACUUCCAGCAUCUAUUGGCCAUAUUCUCCCAAAUUUGCAGUAUUUGAACAUGUCUAGAAACUCAUUUCAUGGUAGUAUUCCUCCUUCAAUCGGCAACAUGAGUAAGUUGUAUUCAUUGGAUCUGUCGAGCAACAAUUUCACUGGAGAAUUACCUGAACAUUUUGUUAUGGGCUGCAAGGAAUUGACUACACUGAAGCUUUCACAUAAUAAUCUGCAGGGCCAAUUAUUUCUCAGAAAAUGGAACCUCACAUCAGUCCGGUUCUUGUAUUUGGAUACAAGAUCUUUCUUCAUAGACUUUCUGGUCCGAUACCUUCAUGUUUGAAUGAUAUACCUUUUGGUCAGAAGAAAGCAAAUGAUCAAACCUUUAAGACUGAUGAGUGAUGAAUAUGGGUGGACAGCUUAUCGAUCCUUCAGGUCAUACGAAUAUCAAAGCAUACUUGGCGUAAACCACCAAUAUGUUGAAGCUGGAUUUUACUCAUCAGAUGUGGCAGAAGAAAUCGAAUUUAUUUCAAAGAGUAGGUCUGAAUCAUACACAGGAAACAUCUUGUAUUUCAUGUCAGGGAUCGAUCUUUCUAUGAAUAAGUUUGCAGGUCCAAUUCCUCCUGAACUUGGAUUCCUAAGUGAUAUUCAUACUCUAAAUUUAUCACAUAAUCAAAUGAAUGGAUCCAUUCCAAGGACAUUUUCCAACUUGAAGCAAAUACAAAGCUUGGACUUAUCCGACAAUAAGCUGAGUGGUGAAAUUCCUUCGGAUUUGGUUCAGUUAAACUUUCUAUCAGUCUUCUCAGUGGCAAACAACAAUUUAUCAGGACGUACACCGGAUAGGAAGGCUCAGUUUGCAACCUUUGAAGCGAGCAGCUACGAAGGCAAUCCUUUCCUUUGUGGAUUACUUCUCGAGGAAAACUGCAGAAGGAGCAAUGCAAUAUCAGAUCCAAAUCCAGGAGAAAAUGAUCUGUUCAAAGAUUCAUUUUUGGAAACUUUUGUUCCAUCAUGCAUUGUGGCAUUCCUAGGAGUUGUUGCUUUUAUUUACUUCAACCCCAGUUGCAGAAUGCUUUUUCAGUUUGUUGAAGCAAAACUCUUGUCUUCCAUAUAGAUUUGCCUAGUUAUUUACUGUACUUGAUGAAAAAAGUAACUGAGUGUGUGCAAGAUUAUAGAAAGAAAAUUAAAGCAUACUACUUUUUAUGACAUAUAUUUGGCAAUUUAACAGUAUCUUCUAGAA
Nicotiana attenuata is the source of this 3094-nucleotide messenger RNA. RefSeq names its product phytosulfokine receptor 1-like. Bases 1223 to 2200 code for a protein of 325 amino acids. The transcript is spliced from 3 exons. Gene Ontology annotation, molecular function: protein binding. Lineage: Eukaryota; Viridiplantae; Streptophyta; Magnoliopsida; Solanales; Solanaceae. The record is from RefSeq and is a predicted model, not a curated record.